This is a messenger RNA of Hevea brasiliensis (rubber tree), 2154 nucleotides long. RefSeq lists its product as uncharacterized. The record is from RefSeq and is a predicted model, not a curated record. Gene Ontology annotation, cellular component: membrane. Gene Ontology annotation, biological process: transmembrane transport. Lineage: Eukaryota; Viridiplantae; Streptophyta; Magnoliopsida; Malpighiales; Euphorbiaceae. The transcript is spliced from 5 exons. Bases 182 to 2008 code for a protein of 608 amino acids. Gene Ontology annotation, molecular function: transmembrane transporter activity.
UUCUUGUUAAUUUGAGUGAUGAGUUAGCAGUCACCUCGAAACUAGUCAUCCUCUCUCUGCGAUCUGUAAAAAAACCGACCAACAUACCAGCUUAGUGGGCAGUGACUACCACUGCCAAAAUGCUCCCACCCCUAUCACCACCGUAACCACUGCCACUUUCUCCGCCUACUUAAUCUCACUAAUGGCUAGCACUGAAGAUCCCAACAAGCCUAAUUCUACUUUCGACUCCUCUUCCCCCUCGGAGCCUCUUCUCUCCAAACCCCCCUUCUUUCCUUCUUUUCCUCCUCCCUCUCCAAUCGAAGAAGCCACCCAGCCCCUCCCAGAUGAAUCCGACCCCAGCCAGUACCUCCAAAUCUCUUACAAUUCUGGUCCGAGACCCUUCAAGGAUCUUCCCUUUCUCAUUCUCUUUGCACUAUGUGUUCUUUGCACUUUCGCUUUUGGAAUCUUCUCUAUUUUCCACAGAAACCCAAAUUACAACAAUCUUUCUUCCUAUACAUACGAAUUCAACUCAACUUCUUGCGUGAAGGACUCGCUGUUUUCUUCCACUAAUGGUUUUUUCGAAACCCAUGCGUAUUAUUACUUCUUGAGUUCGUCGAAUUCCGGUUUUUGGAAGGCUUUGAUAUGGAGCCUUGUAAUUACUUUGAUUUUUAGUACGCCCAUUUGUUUUCUUUUGCUUUUGUUGCUCAAGCAUUACACCAAGCAGAUUGUGUACAUCUCGCUUCCCUUCUUUAUUAUUAUUCCCAUCUUUUUUAAUGUUUAUUGGUUUGUUGCCUGCACAGUUAGCUCUUCUUGCAGCGAUGCGUUGCCCUUGGUUUAUAGGAUUUUGGUGCUGGUUUUUGUGUUCUUGGUUAUUGGGGUCAUUGUUUGGAUUUUUGUAGCUAAUUGGCAUAGAAUUGAGUUGACUGUGAUGAUAAUUGGGGUUGCCUCGGAUGCGCUUUCGAAGAAUUUGGGGUUAUUUGUGGCCUUACCGUUAUUGACAUUUAGUUUAGUGGUUUAUUAUGCUCCAAUUAUAGUGUUUUUGGUGUUUGCAAGGCUGAAUGGAAAAAUUGUGCCAAAGGAAUCAAGUAGUGAGUGCACUUGUGUUUGGAAGCAGGAUAGCUGGGUGCCUGCGUACUAUGCAUUGGCAAUUCUUACAAUGCUGUGGUCUUUGACUGCAAUGAUCGAAGCUCAGGUUUAUGUGAUCAGUGGGACUAUUGCUCAGUGGUACUUCACGAAGGAGGAUUCAGCUCCUAAGCGAAGUAUUAGAAGUUCUUUGAGAUCUGUUGGUUUAAUGGUUUUGAUGGUGUCAUGCUUGGUUCUAAGCUUCAACUCCAUUACCCUAUAUUUGCCAUUUGAUUGUUUUGUGCCAUAUAUUGCUGAUCAUGACAAGCAUGUAGGAUGGCCCUCUAUUAGAGAGCACAGAAAUGCAUUUGGCCCCUCCUUUGGAACUGUAUGCCUAUCUGGACUACUUAUUUGUGUUGUUCGUACGGUGCGUGCUGCUGUUGAUAGCGCAAGACAAGAGGAUGUUCCUGGAAUGGUGAACCUUAUAUUGCGGUGUUGUGUUAAUGCAUUACUGUCAGCAGUAGAUUUUCUUAACAAGUUCACAAUCAACUUCGCAGCAAUAACUGGUAAAGCGUACUGCAUCUCUGCAAGGAUGACAUAUGAGCUCUUAAAACGCAAUCUGCUCUCUGCUGUUUUUGUGGAGACUGUCUCAUCUCGUUUGUUGGCUGGAAUUGCCUUCGUCCUCUCAGCAAUAUAUGCAAUUGUGGUUUGUGCCAUCUUGAAGGGUGCGAUCAAUCUUGGGGUUGACUCAUAUCUUGUAUCUUUUCUUGCAUGGAUGCUUUUGAUAGUGGUUCUGGGCUUCUUUGUCCGUGUGCUGGACAAUGUGAUUGACACUAUUUAUGUAUGCUAUGCCAUAGAUAGAGAUAGGGGCGAGGUUUACAAACAAGAUGUUCAUGAGGUUUAUAUUCACUUGCCCAUCAGCAGAAACCAUAGAUCGCUUAUUGUUCCGAGAACUCACGAUGUAUGAUAAAAAUCCUUGACCUAUCAGGUGCUGCCGUUUGUUUGUCUUUUGUUAUUUUGCAUGUAACUGCCAGUUGACAAGUUGUGCAUACUUCCAAUUGAUGUAUUGUCAUUUUUGACGCUUGUUCAAUAAAGAGAGAAGUUUCCAGGCAA